This is a messenger RNA of Epithele typhae, 2031 nucleotides long. RefSeq names its product heat shock protein 70. NCBI's taxonomy places the organism in Eukaryota, Fungi, Basidiomycota, Agaricomycetes, Polyporales, Epitheliaceae. Gene Ontology annotation, molecular function: ATP binding; ATP hydrolysis activity; heat shock protein binding. Gene Ontology annotation, biological process: cellular response to unfolded protein; protein refolding. Bases 1 to 2031 code for a protein of 676 amino acids. Gene Ontology annotation, cellular component: cytoplasm. The record is from RefSeq and is a predicted model, not a curated record. The transcript is spliced from 7 exons.
AUGGCUCGACCCACUCGGAAACAAUCGCGACGAGUGGCCUCGACUGUCGCCCUCGUCUUCCUUGCUUUCCUCGCCAUUCUCUUGUUAUGUCCCGUAGCCGUGAAAGGGCACGACACUACAACUGAAGAUGAGCGCCCCGUCAUCGUCGGCAUCGACUUUGGAACCACGUACUCGCGCGUCGCCGUCAAACGUGCUGAUGGGCAGGUGGAGGUGAUUCCUAACGAGCGCGGUCAGCGUAGCACGCCAUCGGUGGUUGGUAUUCAUAAAAACGGUCAAUUAUUAGCCGGCGACGCUGCGAUUGACCAGUGGAUCUCGGGUCCGGACACACUCAAGAGUUAUAUUCCUGAUGUCAAGCAACUGCUUGGGCGAGAGACUCAAGCACGCCCCGAAAGGUGGUGGGAGGUCGCUUUGUCGGCACUUGGGCUAUGGCCCACCCAAAGACCGUCCAAGGUCCUCCAGCAGGACGGCCAGGUAGUGAUGCAAGCUCCUCGCGGGAGCGACUUCACCCCCGAGGAAAUGGUGGCCGCGAUUCUCUCGAAGCUGAAAGCAGACGCAGAAGCAUUCCUCGGCCAACCGGUCGCCCAAGCCGUCGUGACGGUCCCCUUCCACUUCAACGACGCGCAGCGCGAAGCGCUCAGGACCGCAGGCUCGCUCGCCGGGCUAGAGGUCCUGCGCCUCAUCAACGAGCCCACCGCCGCGGCGCUCGCGCACGGCCUCGAGCUGAUGCAGCCCGCGCGCGACCGCCUCGAGGCGCGCGUGCUCGUGCUCGACGCCGGCGGCGGCGGGCUCUCCGCGACGCUGCUCGCGAUCGACGACGGUGUGUUCGAAGUCCUCGCGGACGUGCGCGACGCGGGGCUCAGCGGGCGGGCGCUCGAUGCGCGCGUCGCGGCCCAGCUCUGGGGAGGGAACACGCGGGAGAUGGCGCGGGUGCAGCGCGAGGCGGAGCGCGUGAAGAUGGCGCUGUCGGACGCGCUCGAGGCGGUCGUCGGGCUCGAGGAGCCUUGGGUCGACGGCAGGCCGAACUCGGUCUGGAGGACGUCGAGGGCCGAGUUCGAGGAUGCCAACGCGGACUGGUUCGAGGGCGUGGUGAAGACGAUCGAGCGGGCGAUGGCAGAGGACUCUCCGACGGACGGCGUCGACGAGAUUCUCCUGGUGGGUGGCGGGGCGCACAUCCCUCGGGUGCAAGAACUGGUGAGAGACUGGUUCGGCAAAGACCCUCUCAACCUCAACGCAACCUCGGCCGGUGUCCCCCCACUGGAGGAAGCGGCCGUGUACGGCGCCGCGCUCCAGGCCGCGAUUCUCGCCGGCUACACCGACGUCGACCUCUGCACGGGAGACUUCGACAUCAACAUAUUCACUCUCGGCAUCGAGGUCGCAGGGGGCAUCUUCGUGCCGCUCAUCGCGCGCAACUCCGUCCUGCCGCGCGAGGUGAGGGCGAAUUUCUCCACCUCGAUUGACGGCCAGGACGCGGUCGUGGUGCGCGUCUUCGAGGGCGAGCGGCCGCUCACGACGGACAACAGGGAGAUGGGCCGCGUAGAGCUGAAGGGAAUAGGACACGCUCCCCGAGGGGUGCCACAGAUCGAGGUGGCGAUGGAUGUCGACGCGACCCGUGUAAUCACGGUCAGGGUGACGGACUUGGGGAGCGGCAAGUCGGAAUCCAUUACUAUUGUCGACCCGCCACAUGACCGGCUCACGUACGAGGAAAUCGAGGAGAUAUUCAAGGAGAUGUACGACAGCGACGAAAAGUACGUGAACCAGCGGCGACAACACGCCAUCAGCGACUUGCGGGGCGUUGCCUCCACGCUCAUGACACAGAUUCAAACGAUGAGCGCAAACACGGACGUGGUCAGCGUCCGUGAAGCCAUCGGGAGCGCACUCGCUUGGUUGGAGGAGCACCAAGACAGAGCAAGCGGCGACGAGCUUCAUUGGAGGGUACAAGACCUGCGACAGAUCGGGCGGCCGAUUGCUUCGUUGCCUCCGCUCGCAGAAAGCACCGGGGACGGACCGAGCGUUCCCCACAAGGAGCUUUGA